AUGCUCGCACCACUUCUCCUUUUAACUUUUGUUCAUUACUCUGUUUGUGAAAGUAGAGAAAACAAAGUGAUUCAAGACAGUAAAGAUGAUAUUGAAGAUACCGAAUUGAUUGAUCUAAGAAUAAUUGACUCAAAAAACUCAGAUCGUAUGAUAGUACUACCAAAUAUGAAAAAGACAAGUGGUUUGAGAACGGAUGGUAUUUUCGAAAGUUUUCUUCGACGCUUAUUAGAACUUUUAACUACGUCAUUUCCAGAGCGAAAACUACCAAAGUAUUGUCGAAUAUUAAGUCACCAUACAUACGAUGUGGAGUACAAAUACGCUCAAAGGUUAGCCAAACACAUCAAAUACAUGUCUCAAAUGUACCCGGAAGACAUUAAAAAAGAAUUAGUAUACUACAAGCAGGCGUUGGACACAAAGCGACCUCAUCGUAUAGCAUUUCUGGACGCUAUAAACACAGCUUUUACUUUAAGAGAAUAUAUAAUUUUUGAUGACUAUGUUUAUGAGUUGCAGAAUUAUGGCACUAACGAUAAACUUUAUAUGGACGAAGACACUGAGAAAUUGAUAAAUAAUGUCAUUUUAGGGAGCAUCCUUAAAUUGAGCGCAAGAGAUCGUAAAGACUUAGAAAGAAAACUAAAAUUUGCUAUUAAAGAAUUUCUUUACGAUAAAGAAAGAGAUGAAUAUUUGAGAUUUUCU
Brenthis ino (lesser marbled fritillary) is the source of this 693-nucleotide messenger RNA. The record is from the annotation of a GenBank genome assembly. Lineage: Eukaryota; Metazoa; Arthropoda; Insecta; Lepidoptera; Nymphalidae.